This is a messenger RNA of Plasmodium inui San Antonio 1, 939 nucleotides long. RefSeq lists its product as hypothetical. Gene Ontology annotation, cellular component: mitochondrial membrane. The record is from RefSeq and is a predicted model, not a curated record. Lineage: Eukaryota; Apicomplexa; Aconoidasida; Haemosporida; Plasmodiidae. The transcript has 8 exons. Gene Ontology annotation, molecular function: ferrous iron transmembrane transporter activity. The coding region runs from base 1 to 939 and encodes 312 amino acids. Gene Ontology annotation, biological process: iron import into the mitochondrion.
AUGCUACAGACCCUGUACGGGUCGAUCAUCGCGUCGACUCUCAGCAGAGUUCUGCUUUAUCCACUUGACACGCUCAAGAUAAAUAAGCAAGUGGACACGAGCAACAGCCAAGUGGGGCGUCCUGCCAGCCUCGCCAGCCACACAGCCACCUCCCCCGUGAACAAAGGUCGCACCUCCUUUUUCCUCUCUGCGUUUAUCCAUAAGUUUGGAUACAGGGGACUCUACAGCGGUUUUCUAUUCUCCGCCAUGACGACCAUCCCGGCGACGAGCCUCUACUUCUGCUGCUUCGAGUACCUGAAGUCGAUCAAAAUAAACUGGAACCAAAGAUUGCGGGACGGCAAAAAGGAGCCCGGACAGGCGACCAACUCUCUGUCCUUUGUGAAUUACUUCACCAUAGCUUUCCUGGCCGAGGCCAUGUCCUGCGUCUUGUUCGUCCCCAUUGAUGUAAUUAAGGAGAGGCUUCAGGCGCAACGGUAUUUGCAACUGAAGGAGUACAGGACGUCUUACCACCUCGUGAAGGAUUUAAUUCGCAAGGAAGGCCUCUUCAGGCUGUACAGAGGCUAUGUCUCCACCUGCUUAACCUACGGCGUAUUUGGAGGCUCUUUCUUCUUUCUCCAAAAUAUGGGAAAGGACCUCAUGAGAAGACUAGAGAUCGAACCGUCCAAUUUGAACAGCCUCAAAUUGAACCUCGUUUGUUCGAUGUUGUCUGGGAUUAUAACUUCCCCCCUUGAAGUAGUCAGGAUAAGAUAUCAACUGCAGGAGAAGAACAGGACCCCUUUUUUUUACAGCAGCUCCGUUGAUGGAAUUAAGAAGCUGUGGAGCGAGGGCAGCGGGAAGAUUUUGAACCUCUUCAAAGGAAACCUCUACCGCUGCUCCCUCGUCUGCCUCAGCAUGACCAUGAAUGUCACGAUUAUAGACCUAUACAGGCAGUUCGCGUGA